CCAAUUUCAGCCAUUUUCAAACUGGUUUAUGUGCACUGAACAUCUGUUCUCUUACAGGUUUAAACCAGUUUCUGAUCACUUAAACCAGUUUAUGUAAUGCCUGUCCCUAGACCUAAAGCCUACUUAACAUGGAAAAUUCCCUCCAGGGGCUGACAGGGAGGGAAUGGUGAAAGUUUGCCCUAGAAGACUGAAAGAGAACCAGAAGCUAUCUUACAUCUUAGUUUUAAGGAAUGUUAUGUGCUUCUUCCCCAAUGUCUGAUGGCCAUUCACAGUGUAAUGAACACCAAACAUAGCAUGCUGCCAGGUUUUCAGGGUACAAUCCAGCCCAUUGUUAAAAAUUGUCUUACUAAUAAUACAGAUAUAAUACUAAUAUAAAUAAUUAUAGGAUAUGGCAAAACACCCAUAGAAUUCCUUAAGACUAGGAUUUCUCCCAUGGGAGAACAGGAAUCAUCAUCUGUCUUUGAGUCUGUAUAGGAUUUUGACUCAUGCCAAUAACCCAUCAACAGAACAGUAUUACAGCUCCCCCCCCACUACCUUUUUCUUUGAGCAGUAAGAUACAGCAUUAAAAAAGUCUUUACCUCUCAUUGAACAUCAGAAGAAAGAUUUAUAUUUCUGUGAACUUCUCUUAUUGAUUGGAUAUUCUUCUGAAAGCAAGCCACUAGAGCAGUGAUUAUCAACAAGAGUGAAAUGGCAACCUGAGGUGCCAUUAAAUCCUUUUAAAGGUACCACAGGGUGCUGCCGUUAGUUGUGCAAACACCUGCAUGAUUCACAAAAUAAAUCCAGAGAUUUCAAAUAAAAAUUCAUCGUGUUAAAUACAUGCUGACUUGUGGUCUUUCCAAGUUCUUUGCAACAGAAGACUUGCUCUAUUAUUUUUCCAUAGACAAAAAUUAGUGAAAGCUGAGAGCUGGCAUUUUCCAAAGGGUACUUUGAGUCUAACAAGGAUGAGAAACACUGCACUACAGAAAGAAGGACUUCAGUGCAAUCUAUCUGUAUCCUGGACUCAUUUGCAACUUUUCUUUCCUCUCCUCUUUUACUCAUCAAAUAUUUUCUCAUCUUCCCAAAACCACAUUUCCAGAGCAACUAAACUUAGAGUAAAAAAUAAUCCUUUUCCAAAGGCAGUUAAAGAUAAAGAAUGCAUCUUCAGUUCAUUGUAUUAUCAGGGAGAAAGAAUGAAUGGCCUAAGAUGAUGAAUGGACUAGCUGUUUGACCACCACUUCCAGCCCUACUUUUCUAUUAUUCUAAAUCCUAGGUUACAAAAAUGUCAGAAAAAGAAUAUUACAUUAUAUUGCAUUGUAUUGUAUCCAUCAUUAUCACACCUCCGUUCAAAAGAAAUAUGUUCUGUAAAUUUUAUUAGUCACAGGUCUUCCAGAGUCUACCACUUUCAAAAUAUUAUCCUGAAACUAAGCUGAUAGCUACAUUAAAAAAAAAAAAGGAUUGGAUAAAAAAUACAGAGAACUAUAGAUAAGUGCAUAUACAUUAGAGAUGCUUGGUUUUAUUUUUAGAAGCAUCUGUGUUCUAUCCAUAACUUCUUCUGAUCCUACACUAGAAAAUUUGCUCUGAAAAAAUCACAGCUUGAAACAUAUCCAUCUUUCACAUUUAGUUUAUAUUUUUAUAAUUUGAACAAGAAGCAAAAUAUGGGAAUAAUACACAUUUAGUUUUUACAUUUUGAUCACAAAACCUGAAAAUGCAUAUGUGGGGAAGUGAAGAAAAGUAUGUAGAUUGUUUUUAAACCUUAUAUUUGUAUGUAUAUUGUAUUUUGUCCUGAGGCAAGUAAUUUCUGAUGCUAUCAAAAUGUUAUCGAACAACUCCAUCAACAAUGUUUUGAUCAUUGAAAUUAUUAAAUGAAAAAUGAAGUUUAAAUGAUGUAUUGAUGAAUGCUAAACACUGGAUGGCAGCAUUACACUGCAUAUACAGUCCUCUAGCCCAGUGGUUCUCAACCUUUUUCCUAUUGGGAACCAUUUGCAAAGAUUGACGGCUUGUCCCGACCCAGACCCCCCUGGCCCUACUGGUGCCUGACCCACAGUGCCCCUCCCCCCCCUAGCCCUGCCGUAGCCUUGGCACCUGGCCAUCCAGCCACCUUCCCCCAGUGCCAGCAGGCACUUGCCCCGCCCCCCCACCGACACACUCAUCCCCUCCACACAUGCACAUGCACACACACGCAUGCACACACCACCCCCAACAGUCCCUACGCCUUGGCCCUCCAACCCCCACUUCCCAUACAUUUACUUUCAUCCCACUGCUGGGGCUGCUCUCAUGACCCUGCCUGGCUGCAUGUUGGCUAUGCCCAUGCAACCCCUUGCAGGCUGGAAUGCUGCCAACCUGCAAAGGGAAACCCACAUUUCGUGCAUUUUUCUGGCACUUAAGACCCUUUGAAAUAUUCUUGUGACCCACUUUUGGGUCAUGACCCACAGGUUGAGAUACGCUGCUGUAGCUUGUUAGUCUAUCCUUUCUACCCUUACAUGUUACAUGUAAGAAUUACAUGUAGGACUUCUUAUCCUUAGCUAAUUCCCAUUAUGUCACUCAGUACAUUAAACUGAUGAAAUCUGGAUUAGCAAAUCCUUGUUCUGAUUCUCUUUAGCUUCCCGUAGAUUUGAUCGGAUCCAAAACAUCUUUUGGGUGCUUAGACUUGCAGCUAAACCCAGAACUUGAUGACUUAGAUUAAGGAAAGGACAAAAUAAAUUUCAUAGUUUCAUAGUUUCAUAGUUUUAGGGUUGGAAGGGACCUAAUAGAUCUUCUAGCCCGACCCCCCGCCAGGGCGGGAGAACAACAAAAAACCCUAAAAACAAAAACGGGACUCAAAUGAGUCCAGCCAAGGAGUGCUUCAUUGGAAAAAGAGUAUUUUAAAGAAAAAAAUAAUACUUAAAUAUUCUCUUACAAAUAGUGAUGUUCAAGACAAUAAAAACACAUGCCCCCCGGCACCCCUUAUAAAAGCAAUUCUGCCACUCUAGAUUAGUAUCCAGUACUGGCAAUUUAGAUAGAAAGUGUGAGAAAGCCCUGUAGUAAGUACUAAAUUAUAAUUUCCUUCCUGUAUUUUUCAUAGAUUUUAUCAAAACAUAAUCAUGAUCAUUUUCAAAUUUUAUUUGCUCUGUUCCUUACCAAAAUGGAUGUUUGUCAAAUGUUUAUCAAAACAUAAUCAUGAUCAUUUUCAAAUUUUAUUUGCUCUGUUCCUUACCAAAAUGGAUCAGCAGCCAAAUUGAUAUAUUAGACGAUUAAGAUGAUAUGUUAGACUCUUCACACUGAUUUAAACUUCCUAAUGUUAAAGUAGACUCUGCUGUGCUCAUUCCUUUUGAGCUAUUUACAACUACUCUAUCAAUAACCAAGGGAGUCUACGUUGGUGUAAUUUAAUGCCUAGAACUAGAAGUAGGGAAAAUCAAAGUAGUGGCAGGGCUAUUUUAAUUUAUGCUCCCUUUUUAGAUGUUUGAUGUGCAAAUACACCAACCUAGCAUACAUUAGGUAGCAAUAGUGGAGGCAUAAUAUGUUCUAAGAAAACCUUUAAUCUAAUUCUUAAAUCAGUUAACUCUGACUCAAGGGUAAUCUGAAUAAGUAGUCUUGCUGGACAAUUCUAUGCACUAUAUUGCAACAUAUAUCUUGUUGCUGACAGCAUGAACCACUCCUCUGGCAAUUACAUUUUUGGGGCCGGAUCCUCAACUGGUCUAAAUUGGUGCAGCUCCAUUGGAAGUUUCAGUUGGAAUUAAAUGCAAGUGAGUCGUCUAAGGAGACUACUGCCUGGCUGCCUAUAUGUAAUCAAUUGCAAGAAUGCCCUAACAGUUAGUCUUGGGUUGUUUUUUUACUGAGUCCCCCACCUUCUGCCACUUCUCCGCUCUCCUUGGUCAUCACUGCCAUACAUUUUGACAUGCAAUAUAUAUUUUUCUAUUAUAUUGAUUGUACUAGGAUGUAUUAAUAAUAUUUCAAGCUGUGUAAUUCAUUUAAUAUGUUUUACCAAAAUGUUCUAGUCAUUUAUAUCAGCGUUCAGUACUACUAGGGAUGUGGAUUUAAAUCCAUUUUGUUACUGUGAUACACCUUCCUUUUAAAACUAUAAACUAAAUUACUCUAGUUUUCAUCUAGGGUAAUUUCAUGGACUUUGUGGAGUUAUUUUGAUCAAUCUGAAUAAAGAAAAUGUAAAUCUGUCAAGUAUUUCUACUUGAAUUGUAAAUUUAGCAUAUCAGGUUUUAAUCUGGAUGCUAAUGUUUUUGUUUAAAAAGAUAUACCUAGGUAAUGUUUUAUAAACCUCAUUCUGGAAUGAUUCCCAUAUUAAUAGUUGGGCACAAAUGAGCUACAUGAUAAUUAAGGAUUCUGUACUGCACUUUUGAGAAUCCUUAUGAAAAUUUUCUGGUAUUGAAUUCAUUUAUGCUUGCAAGAGUAGAAUCCAAGAUGACAUCAAUUUACAUGGUUUUGCAUGUCAUUGCCAUUUACCUUUUCAAGGUUCUGCAUAAAGUUAGGAGUCAAAACUUUUGAGUCACCAGUUUAAGACAUUUAACAGAAACCUGAUGCUCAGAAGCCAUCAGCAUCAUUAGCAGCAGGUCCCUUUGAUCCAAAACAUAUUUGAGUGAGUGGAAAGACUACUAUCGAUUUCAACCCCUAAUCUCUCACAUACAUCAGAAAUCUUAAGCAGGCAACUAAAAUUGAUAUUUAUGAAAAUUCAAAAAUAUUAAAAAUUCAAAUUUGAUUUGUUUAUCUCUAUGUAUAUACAUUACAUGCAGAGACGCACACAUAUGUGUGUACAUUUUUAAUUGAAUGUGUGUGUGUCUGUGUGUGUGUACUUUCUUUAAUUUUCCCUGUGCCUGAGGAAGGGUGUGUGCACCUGAAAGCUUGCAGAAAAAAGAUUUUUUUGAGUGAUUUCUUAGUUGGAUCUACUAAAAUCUAAUAAAAGGCAUAAUCUCUGAACCAAGUGUUCUACAGUUUUGCACUUCUUUUUGUGUGUAUAUUUAAUAUUCCACACGAUGUUGAAUUGAGAGUUCAAGCAAAACUAUCAAUUGCUCAUUGUGACCACAAUGGGGGAAGAAAUGAGAUAAGGAAAAAAAAAGUGGCAGAUUUCACUUCGGGUUUAUUUUUUCUUUGAAGGCUUGAGUCAGCUUCCUAUCUGAGUGAUGAAUAAACCUAGUUCUGCACUUACAUCUUUUCAACACUUCCAGUCAAAUGCAUAGAGCAACAUAUGGUGCUGGCAUCUGUAGAAGAAGAGCCCGCCAGAGAUGGGUCAAGUCACGGAGCUAUUAAGGAGGAAUGCGGCUAUUGUCCCACAUCCUUUGUUUCUAAGAUAGACAAGAUGUUUUUCAUUUAUCUGGUUGCAAGCCGGGCACCUCCCGUCCAGUUGAUAGGUGACAAAGACAGGCCAGCUCGUCCCCUCUUGUCACACACGGUCGAGUUUCAGGCUCACUGCAUGUUUUGCAACUAUUGCAGUUGGGCUAAUAAAAUAUUCCGGAUUUACCCAAAGAACCUGUCUGCCCGUGUCCUUAGCGGCUACACCUCCUACUCCAGUUCCGGGCACCGCUUGCGUGCACAUGGCAAGGGGCAGCAGCUCUCCGAGCCCGGGCUUGAGGCAGCGCAGGAGGAGUUGUCAGCGGCCAGGCUGGGAAGCGUCGGGGAGAGCCGCUUUGCUCGGGUGAGCUAUUUGAGAAAGAAAGUAACUCAAUCCCGACAGCAGGCGGGGUCCGGUGAUGUAACAGGAAGCUCUGAUGUUUCCCUUCUGCCGCCGAUCGCUUACAAUCUGCCCCCGCUUCCAAGUGCGCGCACAGCAACUCCUCUUCCCAGGCAGCCCAGGUCCUGGGCUCCCCACACCCGGAUUAUACCCGGCUCUCCUCACCCCCUCCUCCAGGGAGGACGGCUUCUCUCUGGCUCCCGACCUGCGGAGGGGAAGAUCAAGCGCAGAAGCUGGAGCCAGGAUUUCCCCAGGCGCCGUGUGCGAUCAUUAAUAGGACCCCAUUCUAUCAACAGUUCAUAGAAUCAUAGAAGUAGGGUCGGAAGGGACCUUGUAGAUCUUCAAGUCUGACCCCCUGCCUGGGCAGGAGGGAAACUGGGCUCAACAGACCCCAGCCAGGAUAUGACUACUGGGUAAGACAACAUCUCAAAGACGAGAGUGUGUAUGAACAAAGGAAAAAUGUUGUUUGAGUCUGAAGACUGCUUCACAUCUUGAUCUUAUUGUUGAACGGUAGUAUUUAAAUACAUUGCAUCAGAUCUAGUGAUGGAGACAAACUGGACCAUAUGUUUGCUACUCCUCUUAUCUGUUACUAUGUUUUUUGCCACUGCUAUACCAGCUGAGGCACAUCAGAAUAAUACAGAAGACAUUGGUCAGCUGAGUGUUACCCGGAAUAAGAUUAUGACAGCACAGUAUGAAUGCUAUCAGAAAAUCAUGCAAGAUCCCAUUCAUAGAAAAGAAGGUACUUACUGUAACAGAACAUGGGAUGGUUGGUUGUGCUGGAAUGAUGUUGUUGCGGGUACCACAUCAGUACAACGCUGCCCUGACUAUUUUCAGGACUUCAACCCAUCAGAAAAAGUUACGAAGAUCUGUGAUCCAAGUGGACACUGGUUUAGACACCCUGAAAGCAACAGAACCUGGACAAAUUAUACCCAGUGCAAUAGCUAUACACAUGAAAAAGUGAAGACAGCCUUGAAUUUGUACUACUUGGCCAUCAAUGGACAUGGUCUUUCAAUUGCAUCACUCUUGAUUUCCCUUGGCAUCUUCUUUUAUUUUAAGAGCUUGAGUUGCCAAAGGAUCACCCUCCAUAAAAAUCUGUUUUUCUCUUUUGUUUGCAAUUCCAUUGUUACAAUAAUUUGGCUGACUGCAGUUGCCAACAACCAGCAGUUAGUUGCGACUAAUCCAGUUAGUUGCAAAGUGUCUCAGUUCAUUUACCUGUAUCUAAUGGGUUGCAAUUACUUCUGGAUGCUCUGUGAAGGCAUUUAUCUGCAUACUCUCAUUGUGGUGGCUGUCUUUGCAGAGAAACAGCAUUUAAUGUGGUAUUAUCUUCUUGGCUGGGGAUUCCCAUUGAUCCCUGCCUGCAUUCAUGCGGUAGCUAGAAGUUUAUAUUACAAUGACAACUGCUGGAUCAGUUCUGAAACACAUCUGCUGUACAUCAUCCACGGUCCUAUUUGUGCUGCUCUAUUGGUAAACUUUUUUUUCCUGUUGAAUAUUGUGCGAGUUCUUAUAACAAAGCUAAAAGUUACACACCAGGCAGAAUCUAAUCUGUAUAUGAAAGCUGUGAGAGCUACCCUGAUUUUAGUGCCACUUCUUGGCAUUGAAUUUGUGCUGAUUCCAUGGCGACCAGAAGGACGUAUUGCUGAAGAAGUAUAUGACUAUGUGAUGCAUAUCCUCAUGCAUUAUCAGGGUCUGUUGGUGGCUACAAUUUUCUGCUUUUUCAACGGAGAGGUCCAAGCUGUUUUGAGAAGACACUGGAACCAGUACAGAAUCCAAUUUGAACACAGCUUCAGUCACUCAGAUGCUAUUCGCACAGCUUCCUACACAGUAUCAUCGAUCAGUGAUGUUCAGGGUUACAGCUACAAUCAUGAUUCCACCACUGAACAUUUAAAUGGGAAAGGAUACCAUGACAUGGAGACGGUUGUUUUAAAAACUGAAAAGCUAUAUGGCUGACCGCUAGAGACUCUUUAGAUCUUCAGUACUCUAAUCCUCAGAGUUCAUGAACUUGACCUGUUGAUUUAGUGACUUCAUGGCCAGAUUUUUGCCAAACCUGGGACGUUUUUUCCUGAAUGAUGCAACCUAAGACAACAUAUUCCUCACAUGUAUAUUCAUUUAUACAUACAUAUAUAUAUGUGUGUGUGUGUGUGUGCGCAUGUAUGUGUGUCAAUACAGUAUGGACACAUAAAUAUAUAUGUAUGCACAAAUAUAAAAGUACAUUUAUAAAAAUACAGACUUUGCCUCUUCAGUUUCUACCGUGUAGACAAAGUUGGCAAUUUUUCGUAUGAAGGGAAUCAAUGAAAGAUUUCUUAUUUUCCUGAAAGCUUGUAUGAAGACUAGGUUAUAUUGUAAGCCACUUCAUUUGCAAGAACUCAGCUUGUAAAUACUUUAUUUAUCAUAUUGUAAUGUUUUACUUCAACUGAUACAUGCAACCUAAACAAGUGAUUAAGGCAAGUGCCAGAACUACAAUAAGAUGUCCAGGUUAAUAUCAUAUACAACAACAUAUAACUAUUUAGAAAGACAGACUGUUUAGGGCAGGAUUGCAGCAACCUAUGGCUUGUUGGCUGGAUUUGGCCUCCCCAGUGAUUUAAUUCAGCCUGCAAAGCCAGGACAUAGGUGGCAAUUUGGUGGUGAGACACCCACCUUUUGAAUGAACUCCAUUACUUCAUCCUGCCACUCCUAAAAGGUUGCCGAGCCCUGAUUUAAGAUAAUGGACUUUGAUAUAUUGGCAGUGAGCUGGCUCAUUUUUGCUUCUGUUUUAAACCAAGCAUAAAAGGAUACAGAUGCUACUGCCAGAAAUCUGCGGUAUGAAACCACCCAACUGCAUCUAUCCUGCAAUGUAAUGCUGUACAACAAAUUCUGAAAAGCGCGUGUGUGUGUGUGUGUGUGUGUGUGUGUCUUCAGUGGCAGUUUCCUGUUGACUUUAAUGAGAGCAGUACUAGUUAGGUGCACUAGUUAGAAAAGUCCAUUAUUAGUACACAUGUAACUUUUAAUUCCUUUUUCAACAAAGCUUAUUCACAAAUGAGUUUGAUGGAACUUAAAGGCAUGCUUAAACAUGCUGCGGAUCUUUGGCAAGUCUACUUGCAUUGAAAGAUAAUUAUUCUUUAACACAUACCUUGAUCCUUAGCUUAUAAGGCAAAAUUUGUAUUGACGCUCUGCGAGUCUUGCCUGAAAUGACAUGCAAGAUUGGAUGCUAUUUAAAUAAUAGUGUCAAGACCUUAGACCUAGGUGAUUUUUAGAAUUAUCGAGUUGGAAAGGACCCCAAGGGUCAUGUACCCCAACCUCCUGCAUGGAUGCAGGAUGCACUGUUCCUAAGCCAUCCAAGACAGAUACUUAUUCAGCCUCUUUUUGUAUGUUGGAAUUUUUCAGUGUUCAGAAAGCUUGUUACAGUAUAAGCUCUGUCUUAUAAAAAAUCUUUGGAGCCUUUUUAAAGUGUAUUGUUUAGGAAAUUCAACAUUAUAUUGUGAUUGUUGAUUGUAUAAGGUUUGAAUCUGCCUCAGUUUACUCAAAGUUGAGCCGUACUAUAUUCCAUGAGUUCAUUGUUUCUAUUCCUCGUGAAUAAGGAUGUCGGAAUAGAAUUUAUGGUAAACAAACAAUUAUUGUGAAGGCUGUUAAAAAGGUCUUAAGAAAAUGUCUUUGAAUACAGCAUUUUAUGUAUGCUUUAAAAGUGUUAUUUUUUUACAUAGUGUAUUUUUAUAUAGAAAUGGAAGGAAAAAAAUCAAGACUAGGGGAGCAUGGUAGAAGAUGACCAUCGCGCUCAGAAAAUCCUGUUUAGAAGCAAAGAGGAAAGAAAAACACUUUAUUUUUAGUUAAUGGCUUGUUUAAGUGAAGGAAACUGAAAAGGAUGAAAAUCUAGUGGCAGGGUUGAUAGAAUUUUAUCAUACAAAAAUAUUUCUGAUUUAUGAAAGCCAGCCCGAGAGGUAAUAAAAAGCUUUUCUAAAAACAGUUUGAUUUUAAAAGCUUAUGAUUAAACAUUAUGAAUUCAGGUUUAGCUAACCCAGUGCUUAUUGGUGUGUGAUUUCCUAAGGCUUUGGAUAAUGUUUGUCUUCAUCAUUGCAGUUUCAAAAGAUGUUAGGAAAAUGCAGUGCAUUCAUAACACUUGCAGUUUACCAUAUAUUUUAGAUCUUCUACUGGUUGGUGUUUAACUUGGAAGGGAUUCUGCUAAAAACUUUAUGAAAAUAUAGAAACUCAGACAUGUUGCAGGCAUCAAGAUUUUUGGUCAGAUAACAAGGUGUCUGACUGAGUGCAUAUGAACUUCAUGAAAGUCAUAUGGAAGCUGUACUUAUUUCAGUGCCAGGUUCUAGAAAUCAAGUGUCAUAAUAUUUACUAUUGUGAGGGAUACAACCUGCUUACCAAUUUGCUUUCUGACCAAGUUGCUUGAACAACAUUUUUUUAUUAUUAUUUGGUUUGAAUGAAAUUCCUAGAAAACUUAAGUGGUGUAGACAUCCUGCUCAGAUGUGAACUUCACGCAUGGGAUUAGAUUCUCGUCUGCUGUAAAUCAGCAUAGUUCUCUGCAAGUCAGUGGAAAUAUGUAGAAUUACAUGAACUAAAGAUCUUGCUCUUUAAGUUCAUGGUCCAGAUCCUCCAAGGCCUAUCUCCCACUGAAAUCAAUCGUCAAAAUAAUCAGGUGCCUAACUAAUUCACAUUUAUCUUGGAAGACAUAUGCCCAUGUGUAAUCUAAACAGCAAGUUCUACGUUUUUAAGCUUUUAACUUCCUUAGGGUUUCUUUACAUAAGAUUUCCUGAUGCUUGAUUCAAAAGUGCCUGACUAGACUAUCAUGAUUAAAUCAUAAAUGAUAGCUGAAAAACUGUUGUAAUCUCAGAGUUAAAUUAGAAGAGCUCAGUUUUAUUUCAGUUAGUGCAACUCCACAUCCUUUACUGAAGAAAGGACUGGGUGCCAGUAGUACCCUGUCAUUUCACGAGAGCUUUGUAUUUGUAUGGCACAUCAAGAGAUGAUGGCUACAGCUACAGUGCUUUAGGUAAAAGGGUUAUCCUAACAGUUUGAGUGGAGAAAUACAAUGUACUGUCAGGUGCCCUCUUCUCUUUAGGAAAGAGUUUACAUUCAUGUAGCCCUUGCAAGGUUGUAUGAAACACAACCCUUGCUGGGCAUUGUGCCCCAAAUACUAUAUAGCUCUAUUGUACACUGAGUUUGAAGUAGAACAUCUUCCACCUGGCACUUUCAUUGUAGAAUAGGUUUCCUACUUCUUUUUCUUACCAUAUCACUCUUACAUCCUCGGCUGCUGAAAGCAGGAUUUCUUUCUACUGUGAUGCUUAAUCAAAACAUCAAAUCCUUAUGCUGAUUUUCCUUGUGGUUUUUUGUUUUAUACCUUAUUAGAGCACAUGAGACAAAUCAUUGUGCAGUUUUUACUUAUAUUCUGAAGGAAAAGAGGCAACCGUUCAUUUUUAAUAGUUCUUUUUAACAGGACAGCAUUUGUCACUGCAGUUCCACAUUUGUAUGUAUGAUGAGUAUUUUCAAUCUCUCUUGUUUAGAAUCUUGUGUAAUAUUUGAUAUCUGUAAUAUCAAGAUGUUAGUUUUAUAUGUCUGGAUAUUCAAAUAAUAGAAUGUGUCUAUUUUUAUCCUACUGCCUUCAUUUAACAAAUUGCCACAAACAACACUUAGUUCGAGGCCUGUACUGGGAUCUCAGUUUAUUCCAUUUUUUGUAAAUGUUAACUUAACACUUUUUGGCAUUCUGUAUUUUUUUCAUAGUGAGUACUGGGCUGUAGAAAUGCUACAACACAUACUUUUGUGUUACCAUUACAUGCCAUGAAACAUUUAUGCUUGGAAUUAGGCAAAAUUCAAGUAUUGUACAAUGUAAAUAAGAUUAAUGAAGCUAUGGCAUUGUAUUUAUUGCUUAUAGAGUAAGACUGAAACGAAAAAUGUGAACUUAUUUUGUUUUUGCUUCAUUUUCACUCUUAAUAUGAAACAUUACUCAUUUAAUUGUUGAAAAAACAAUAUUAAUUUUCUGAUCAAUAAAAUCGUAUGCUUACCAGUUCUU
This is a messenger RNA of Alligator sinensis (Chinese alligator), 11621 nucleotides long. It is a transcript of the gene CALCRL, whose product is annotated as calcitonin receptor like receptor. Gene Ontology annotation, molecular function: adrenomedullin receptor activity; calcitonin receptor activity; calcitonin gene-related peptide receptor activity. NCBI's taxonomy places the organism in Eukaryota, Metazoa, Chordata, Crocodylia, Alligatoridae. The transcript is spliced from 15 exons. Gene Ontology annotation, cellular component: plasma membrane. The record is from RefSeq and is a predicted model, not a curated record. The coding region runs from base 6179 to 7582 and encodes 467 amino acids. Gene Ontology annotation, biological process: cell surface receptor signaling pathway; angiogenesis; adenylate cyclase-activating G protein-coupled receptor signaling pathway.